Molecule: messenger RNA, 2314 nt
Organism: Meloidogyne enterolobii
Lineage: Eukaryota; Metazoa; Nematoda; Chromadorea; Rhabditida; Meloidogynidae
Source: the annotation of a GenBank genome assembly
AAUGCAACCAACAACCAACAACAAUAACAACACAGCUUCAACUUCCCCAACAUUAAAUGUUGAAAGUAAUCAAAAACAAAAACAAGGUGGUCUUAACAAUUCACACAACAACAGUGGAAAUAAUUUAACACGUACAAAAUCAUUGGAUACUUGUCGUGUUUGUGGCGAUGGCCCAGCCAGAAUGCAUUAUGGAGUUCCGACGUGUUUUGGGUGUAAAGGGUUUUUUAGAAGAACAUUAAAAAGGACAAAAGAAUAUACUUGCAGAUAUAGUGGAAAUUGUAUUGUUGAUAGAUAUGAACGCAAUUCCUGUCGUUAUUGUCGUUUCAAACGCUGUUUAGAAGUUGGAAUGGAUCCAAAAGCUGUAAGACCAGACAGAGAUGCUGCUGGCCGUACACAUCCAGUUAGACGAAGAAUGUCUAGAAAUUUAUUAAAUGGGGCAACAAAUAAUAAUGUUAAUGAAGUUGUGGUUGUUGGAGGUGAACAAGAGAUUAUUGCUGAUAGUGGUGGUAAUAAUGGGGUUGGUGCUGCAGAUGCAGAAUGGGUACGGAAAUUGCCUGUUGAAAUGCGUACUUUAUUAAUGCAAAUAAUGAAUAUUGAUGUUAUGAUACAACAUGGAGACACCCAAGAAAGUCCAGAAAAUUUAUAUCCACUCCCUUUUACAAGUUUACGGCAAAUGUUUGAAGACCCGACAUGUUUGGAUGGAAAAAGGACUGAAAUAAGAUAUGAGCAUUAUAGACAAGUUGAACCGAAAGAAUUAACGUAUUUGGCACAUCGGAGAUUAAUUGCUGCUGUGGAUACAAUUGAUCAUUUAUGUGCUCUAAUGGAUUUGCACAAUAUUAGAGACAAAUUAAUCCUCACAAAGGCAGCAUAUGCACCAUUAUCUUUAUUUUGUUCUGUGUCAUCUACAGCACGUAUAACAAAUAAUCGAGACAUUCUCUGCCUUUGUAAUUAUGGUUAUGUACCUAGAGGUGCUCAUCUUACAUAUUCAGAACCUUACCAUUUUGCUAAUCGAAUUGUGGACAGAGCUUUAGAUGAACUUGUAGAGCCUUUUCGAACAUUUAACUUUAAAGAACGCGAAAUUGUUUUAAUGAAAGCUAUUGUUGCAUUAAAUCCUUAUUUGCCAAGUUUAUCAACAGAAGCAGCUGAACAAAUAGCCGAUUUUCGUGAUAGGCUACAGGAAACAUUAUAUAAUGUUGUUCGAGAAAGCCAUCCAAAAGAAGUAGCCUCUUCUCGUUUUGGAAAUUUACUUUUAUUUCUUCCAAAUAUAAUGAUACUUGGAAGUAUUAUGAUUGAAAAUUUACAAUUCUUACAUUCAUUUGGAAGUCACUGUGGAGGUAUUGGGCCUUUACUUGGCGAAUUACUUGAGGAAGAGUGUGAGGAAAAUAUACAGGAUUGUGUGGGGUGUGGUGAUGAUUUGUUGUCUUUAAACAGUGGAGAGAAUAAUGAUGGGUCAAUGUGCCAUUCCCAAUCAACCGGUUCAAUAACUUCACAAUUCGGCAACACUUCAACAAAAAGUUGUGAAGAUAUUACAAUGUUACAGCAACAAUUUCAACAACAUCAACAAUAUUCUGCUCCUAAUUUAAUGGGAUCUUCUUCUUCAAUACCAAACGAAAUAAACAAAUCUAAUGAUAGACUAGUAGCAUUGCCUUCUGUUGAUUCUGAUCCAGACUAUAAUACUACGUUAACUGCUGAAAGUUUAAAACAACAAGGGAUUCAACAACAAAUGGAGGUUGAUGACAGUCCUCCACAAUUUACUCAAUCUCAACAACAACAACAAAAUUUAUUAAACACUUCACAACAACAAGAAAGACCUCAAUUCUUCAUUGACCCUUCAAUAAACCAACAACAACAACAACAACAAUUUCAGCAAUAUCAACAACAACAACUACAACAAGUAACUACUGUUGCAUCUACAAAACACAUCUUUACAAUAGAAAAAUCUUCCCCAACAACAGCACUUCUACAACAACCAUUACAAUGUUCUCGUGAACGUUGUGCUGCAAUGAUGGGUAAUAGAUGCUCAAAUGAUGAAUGCCCAGCGGCUUUAGCUGCUAUAUUUCAACAACAACAACAACAAAUGCAACAAACAAUUAACAACCAAGAGAAUAAUUACAAUAAUAAUACUCAAAUAUUUUCACAAUCACCCCAAUCAACAAUAAAUCGUUCACAAUCAUUUUCUUAUUUUGAUGUUUAUGAUGCCAACCAACAACAACCUUUUGAUGAUUUAAUAACCCCAACAGCAAAUACAUUUAUAGGGAAUUAUCCUCCUUUACCUAAUACAAAUUCUUAUAAUUUCUUUCAAAAUGAACAAUAA